AUGGUGCUGCCGACACGAACUUCGCCGCUGCCGGACGUGAUGGCGCCGACAAAGUCGUCGCUCAUGCCCAUGCUGAGCUCGAGCGGUCCGGCCGCUGGCUGGUCCGUCGUGGACGUGGACAUUGGCAGGGCCGCCUGCACGAGGUCGCGCUGUUCCCGGAGCGCGACAAAGUCGGGGUUCUCGAUGCCGGCAGCGGCCGCGUCCGCGUCGGUGGCUCGACUGCGCGCGAUGGCGCCGAUCGUCAUGAGGCCGAGCAGCCGCAGGUGCGGGCACUCGUCGACGAUGGUGCGGCACAGCGCCACGGUGUCGUCGCCGGGCGCACAGCCCGACUUGCUCUCCUCGCCGGACGUGUUCACCUGGACGUGCACGUGGAUGGGCGGCAGGACAGACGAUGACGACGAUGAUGACAAUGUCUGCUGCUCCCGGACAAAGGCGGCUCGAGCGGCUUCCAGCAGCUUGGCCUUCUUGGCCGAGUCGAUGCUGGAGACGCACCACAAAUUGGGGAUGCGGGCGAGGCCCUUGCAGUGGCCUAUCUCAUGUCAGCAUGAGAGGAUGGGAAGAACAGAGGAUGAGAUGCUAAAAAGUAAAGAAGCGGAAGAAAAGAAAAGAUCUCAAUCUCACCCGACUGCAAGCCACCGAUAA
This is a messenger RNA of Grosmannia clavigera kw1407, 642 nucleotides long. RefSeq lists its product as uncharacterized. The coding region runs from base 1 to 642 and encodes 213 amino acids. The transcript has a single exon. The record is from RefSeq and is a predicted model, not a curated record. Lineage: Eukaryota; Fungi; Ascomycota; Sordariomycetes; Ophiostomatales; Ophiostomataceae.